Messenger RNA from Parastagonospora nodorum SN15, 459 nucleotides. RefSeq lists its product as hypothetical. The coding region runs from base 1 to 459 and encodes 152 amino acids. NCBI's taxonomy places the organism in Eukaryota, Fungi, Ascomycota, Dothideomycetes, Pleosporales, Phaeosphaeriaceae. The record is from RefSeq and is a predicted model, not a curated record. The transcript has a single exon.
AUGCCAUCCUUCACCACCCUCAUCACCCUCCUCCUGGCUGGCUCAGCCUUCGCCCUCCCAACCCCCCAACUCGCCGGCGAAGGUGCCGCGCUGAACAGCAUCUUCAGCUCGACCGACAACGGUAUCGGCUACGCCAUCAAGAACGCCGAGCAGAACCUCGCCAAGAACGUUGCCCAGCUCAAGGGCAGCACUGGCGGUGCCACGACUGGUGCCGGAGGCGCAGGAGCUCCCCCACCGCCUGGCCCAGGACCACACCGCCGCCAGCUCGACAAGAUCAGCGAUGGCUUCCAGACGUUAAGCGAAGCAGCAGGUUUGGGAGACGCGACCAAGGCGUUGACCCAGGCGCUGGAUGAGAUUGAUGGAAGCUCGACUAGUGGGGCAGCAAACUUGGGGGCAGAGAUUGGAAGUGCGGAGAAGAGUACGCUGAUUAGUUUGGGCAAGGCUGUGCCUAGGGCUUAA